CUCACAGCUAUUCGUUUCGAUUGAUUUCGUUAUUUAAAAUAAGUCACAAUUAUUUCUCUAUUUUAUUAAUUCAGUUAUUAAGUAAAAUAAAUUGUUAUUUUAUUGACACCAUGUAUCACAUUUUCCAUGUUUUAUUGGGACUUCUAUGGUUAGGUCUCAAAAUAAUUCACGGAGAAGUAAUUCAAUGUGCAAUUGGUGGAUUAACUGAUGAGGGACUCUGCGACAACUUAAUUGAAGAAAGUGUCUUGCAUAAAUUCUAUAUAGCUAGUUUAUUUAAAGAAAUAAAUAAAAUCCCAAGUAAUAGGUAUGAAGACAUUGAUAGUACGAUUGGAAUUAAAUUUGAAAAUCCUCAUGCUACGUCCACAACAAAUUGUUUUAAAGCCUUGACAUUACGUACACCAAAAGAAGAUCUCUAUACGAUAUUUAGAAAAACUUUAAUUUAUGAUAUCGAUAUUCCAAUCCAAGAAUGUUUAGAUCAAGCUCUUAAAUUAAGAACGGACACGUAUUUAAUUAAGUUUUAUUACAUGUUAUUAUCCCAAAAUAGAAAUAAUGCAAAAUGGACAAUUGAAAGAAAUAUGGUGGUUUUUCAAUCGUACUAUUAUGCAGCGAGUACCCAUUAUUUUUUUAAGGAAUAUAAUUUAGCAAUGGCUGUGAUCAACUCUGUUUUAGAAAAUUAUGAUGAGAACUAUAAAUCAAAGUUUGAUGAAAACGAAGAAUACAAAAAGCAUGCAAAAGUAUGGUAUAUACUAUUUCUAAGAUUGCAAUUAGAUACAGUGAAACGUAAUGAUGAAUACUAUGGGCUGAGCAUAAGAAAGACCGAAAAAAUUGAAAAAUUAAAAAAAGAAGAAGAGGAAUUUGAUAAAUCUGGUUACGGAUCGUUCCCCAGUUCAGCAGUAUUAUUGUUUCGAAGUUAUUUUUUGGACCAUAGCAUUGAUGAAAAUGAAAAGAAUAAAUUUAAAAAAUGGUUAACGAAUGAUGAAUUAUGGUUAUCCAUAGAUGACGAUCCUUUGUAUAAAAACUAUAUUUCUAUGUAUAAGUUCUUAGUAUUUUACCAUAAAAGCCAAAAUCAGUAUGAAAAAAUAAUUUAUUUAAUUGAAGCGAUUAAAAGGCCGGUCUUAUCCACAGAAGAUAGAUUAUUAAACUAUGAAGCAAUUAAAUUGAUAUCGAAAGAUAUUGUUAGAUUCUGCAUCGAUUCAACUGAAUUGGCAAACAAUUUUGAAAUAUGUAAACAAUUUAAAGAAUAUAAAACAAAAAAUGAAAAUUUAAUGUCAAAAAUAAUUCCCAAAUUACAUAUUCUACAUAAAUUACAAAAUAUACCAAAAGAAAAAUUUAUAGAAGACCUUCAUACAGAAUUAAAUAAGGAUAAUUAUAUGAUUCAACAGGACGUAUUACAUUUAAUUAUGAAUGCGGCUAUAGAUAUCGACACAAAAUCAAACAAUUAUGAAACAAAUAUUGAAAAUGUUAAGCUUGCAAUCCGGUUACUUAAUAGUUACGUCAAAGGUCAAAAAAAAAUCCUCAGUAAUACAAGAAAGUGUGAACAAGAGAAUUUGGAAAUAACUAAUGAAAUGGCUAAUGAAAAACCUAAAGAAACUAUUGACGAAAAAACUAAAGUAACUGAUGAGGACAAUACUGAAAAAACUGAUGAGGAAAAUCUUGAAAAAAAGGAAUCCAUAAAAAUUAAUUAUGAUGAGGAAUCUACAACAAAAUAUUUAACGGCUCAAAGAAUCAAUAAUCUUUUUAUUGCCUAUAAAUGGUUAAUAGAACUGAAUGGAGUUCUUAGUAAUAAUUCACAAUCUGAUAUAUAUCAAAAUGGUUUAUUAAAUGCUAUAGAAGAUGCAAAUAAUUUAAUGAUAAAGUAUAAAUCUGUUUCCGAUAGUAUACAAUUAAACGUAGAUGAACAUUUUAUUUAUCUAAAAGCUAAACAAAAGAUCAAAAUUCUAAUUCCCCUUAACGAUUGGGAAGCCUCUAAUAGGUCUGGUGAUUGGAAACUAUCAACAAAUAUUUUUAAAAAAAUUAAAGUCAAUUUAAGUUUCGGGGAAGAAUUAAUAUAUGAUAAUCUAACGUUUUUAGAAUCAAAUUAUCAAAACUGUCUGUACAUUAAUAAGAUAGAGUUGUAUACGUUAAUGUUUAGAUAUCAUAGGAAAUAUCACCAAGAUGAUUAUGAUAAAAUGUACGAAUAUAUAAAAAAGGCUAUGAAUGAAAUAGUCAUUACACCUGAGGACCGCAUAAAAAAUUUGGAAGCGCAUGAACUAUUUACUAUGUUUUUGAUAGAUCGUAAUGAAGUCGCAAUUAAAAAAGCGAAUGUAACAGAUAUUAAAACCGUAUAUAACGAUUUUCUGAAGGAUCCUGACCAGCAUUAAAACGUAUAAUUAAGAAUUUUAUUGAUUCUAGAAAUGUAUCGAAUAAUUAAGAUGACGAUGAUUCAACAUGGGAAAAUUAAUAUUACAUUAUAAUUUAAUAUUAUAAUUAAAUUACACUAUCUAUAAUAUAUUAUUGUAAUUAUUUUUAAAACUCACAUGAGUAUAACAUUUUAUUUUCAAUUAAAUUUCAUUA
Messenger RNA from Rhopalosiphum padi (bird cherry-oat aphid), 2553 nucleotides. RefSeq lists its product as uncharacterized. The record is from RefSeq and is a predicted model, not a curated record. Bases 111 to 2360 code for a protein of 749 amino acids. The transcript has 22 exons. NCBI's taxonomy places the organism in Eukaryota, Metazoa, Arthropoda, Insecta, Hemiptera, Aphididae.